This is a messenger RNA of Nerophis lumbriciformis (worm pipefish), 2021 nucleotides long. RefSeq names its product plasma membrane ascorbate-dependent reductase CYBRD1. Lineage: Eukaryota; Metazoa; Chordata; Actinopteri; Syngnathiformes; Syngnathidae. Gene Ontology annotation, cellular component: Cul4-RING E3 ubiquitin ligase complex; lysosomal membrane. The record is from RefSeq and is a predicted model, not a curated record. Gene Ontology annotation, molecular function: oxidoreductase activity. Gene Ontology annotation, biological process: protein ubiquitination.
GGUAGGCCGCUGCUGUAAACAUGGAAAUGAAGAAGACUAAGUUCUACAAGAGGACCCAGAAGGUACUAGAAAAGAAGCCAUCCAACGCUGUCACGACGCUUUUUUGCAAGGUGGGAAGAAAUGCCACCACAUGAUGGCGCCAUACUGGAAAAAAAGGAACAUCAAUGCUGCUGAGGCAUUGAGCCGGAGGAGCAGAGGUAUCAGUGGAAGUCUCACUAGGCUUAAUUUGAAAGUCCUGAGGGACAUCCUUGUGCAGGAGAACAGGGAUUUUUCUAAAGUGUGCAGCAAGACCUCAAAAUCCCAAAUAAUGUACGAAAAUGGUAAAAUCUACCUUGAAAAUUACGUGAGAUGCUACAACUGUGUUCAUUCCAAGCCGCACAUUCUCUACAAUUUGCCCAAACGAUGUAAAACUGAGAAAUUUGAAGAUGCCUUGCUGUGUCAGUGCCCACUUGAAAACACAUUGGCAUCUCCUUCUGAUCAGAAGUCCAGCCUCCUAGCUUUGACCGGUAAUAAUUGGUUGUAUCGCUUAUCGGAUGCAACAGGACAGGAGCUGGAGGGAGUUUUCCUGUCUUCAAAACACAAGUUUAAGUACCUAAGCUGGGAUGUUUCACAGGAGAUUUUCUAUGUUAAAUCUGUUCAAAGCAAAGACAACCCCCAAGCACGACAGGCCGGGAUCACACAAAGCACAGGGACGCAGCUUGCCAUUUUUCAAAUGUUCCCCUUGCAAAUUGUGGGCAUAAUGGAAGUCAACAAACAGGUGUUUGGGAGUGGCGUUACCGACGUUGCUCUAUCCCAGGGGGUCCUUGUCGUGUCAUACAGCAGGGCUGUCAAGUUGUUUAGUUUUGAGCACAUUGUGAAAAAAUACAUGAAGGAAAGAUUAGCACUUGGAAUGGCGAGUACACUUCUCAAAGGCAAAAAAGUGGGAGAAUUUCCAUUUGGCAUUCCUGUAAAUAUCCAGAUUACAGAUGAUGUGGUCCUGCUGGCUUCAUCUGACCAGGAUAUUCAGCUCUCACUGGAUCGGUUCGCGGCUGAGUGUGAAGCGACUGGGAUGAAAAUCAGCACUUCCGAGUCUGAGUCCAUGGUUCUCACCUGGAAAAGGGGGGAGCGCCAUCUCUGGGUUGCGGAGGAGAUCCUGCCCCAAGUGGAGGAGUUCAUGUACCUCUUGGUCUGUUCAGAGCGUCCUCCUGUGCUUUUUGAAGUGCCCUGCUCCAAUACUGGUGUGCAGAUUGGAGGGUUCCCUUGGCACUAUAUUCACACACCACCACAGAAGCGUCACCAAGGGACUCACCACAUUUGCUCACUCAGAGACAGGACUAUGGCCACUAAUGGAAUCAGGAAUAUGAACUGUUGUUCUUUAGAGAGCGAUGUGAUUUUCUUCCAUCCUGACGACUCGGGAAGAAUUAUUCAUGUGGGGCCCAGCACUAUAAACAUUCUAAAAAUCCUUGGUAGGUUGUCAACAAAGGUAAUUGAAGAUUUCUCGAUGGCAACUCGUCAACACAACAUUCCCACUUCACAAGUCACUGUCACCUCUUCGGGGCGCGCAGUGAAGAGACGAAUCCAGCAGCUGGAUGAUGACCCAGAUCAGGAGACUUUCCGCAUGGUGGAAUACGAGGACGAGCUGGACCUUUUAGCCGUGGUGGUCACCAACGGUGCAGACGGGGAAGGAAGAGCUCAGAUCCAACUGCAUGACAACCAGAGUGGACGUAUAUUGAAGACCGUUGACCUGUCAGAAACGUGGGAUGAGACCUUCCGACAUGGCCUGGUCUUCGACAAGGACACAAUUGUUCAUAUUGAACAAAAGGACACCAACGUCUGCUGCCAUGUCUACAAGCUCCAGGCCGCCAACAUAUGAAAGCUGCGAGGAAAUGUUUGACUACUGUUUAGCGCGUCACGUGACCCGACGUCGUCUGUCCUCAGCAGACGCGACUCUUCAUCAUCUUCAUCGUCUUCACCCUCCACAAGAAUGGCGGCCAUGGAGAAGUACAAACAGUUUGUGGUGACUCUGACUUGUGCGGCAGUGA